CACAGGUAGAGCGAAGAGUGGGUUCACUCGCCAUGAUCCUCGACGUGCUGACGCGAUCUUCGUCGCUGCUCCUGCUCGCUGGCGUCGUGUUCAGCAACGGAGCAGCCUCUCAAAACACGUAUCCUGUGGUCGAACUCACUUAUGGCAGCUUCCGAGGCAAUACCACGGGAAACAUUACCUCGUUUCUAGGGAUGCCUUACGCAAGCCCACCUGUUGGUGAACUGCGCUUCCGCUCACCACAGCCUCCACGGCCGUUUGAAGGCAUUCAAGAUGCCUUCAGUUACGGGGCGGCUUGCUUCCAGCAGGCGGAAGUUCUUUCUCCGCUAUUACCUCCUAAUAUUUCCACGACACAGUCCGGAUCUCUCAAGAACAUCUCUGAGGACUGCUUAUUUAUCAAUGUAAUCAAACCUGCUUAUGCGGUCCCUGGCACGAAUCUGCCCGUUGUCUUCUGGGUUGUGGGUGGUGGCUUCACUAGAGGCGAUUCCUCGCUCAAUCCCGGAGGACCAGUGGUGGAACGGUCCUUGGUCUUGGGGGAACCAAUGGUCCAUGUGUCUAUUAAUUACCGUCUGAACGCCUUUGGAUUCCUCGCUAGCAAGGAAGUCCAGGAAGCGCGCGUAGGAAACCUGGCGAUCAGAGAUCAACGAUUCGCAUUGGAAUGGGUUCAUCAGCAUAUACACGCUUUUGGGGGUGACCCAAGCAAGGUGACAAUCUGGGGCGAAAGUGCAGGUUCCAUCUGUGUCGGCUUGCAAAUGCUCGUCAAUGGUGGUUAUAACGGUGGUCUGUUUCGAGCCGUUGUUAUGGAGUCUGGCUCCCUCAGUGUCUCUGCCACCCUUGAAGACGGACAAGGUUACUAUGAUCAAAUCGUGAAUGCGACGGGCUGUGCUGGAGAGGAGGAUACACUGGAAUGUCUCCGACAUACCUCAUACGAUGCGCUUGCCGCAGCUAUCAACGAGACGCCAUCCAUUUUCAACUACACGAGUCUAAAUCUAGCUUGGCAGCCCCGAAUUGACUACGAUCUAUUCCCCAUCAGCGGUCCACAAGCUUUGCAAGAGGGCCUUUAUACAAAAGUACCAUUCAUUUCAGGAACUGACGAUGACGAGGGUACGAUCUUCUCUUUCUCUAGUAUCAAUACUACCUAUUUCCCCACGAGUUCUCCGGACGUUGUCGAGGCAAUUGCGCAAGCAUACCCCGAGGACCCUAUUUAUGGAUCGCCGUUUGGUACUGGGACUGCCAACAACCUGACUUCUCAGUUCAAACGGAUAGCAGCAUUUCAAGGUGACUUGGUAUUCCAGGCUCCUCGCCGCCUCCUUCUCCAGUAUGCAUCUCAGACGCAAAAUGCAUGGUCUUUCGUCUUUAAGCGGUACAAGUCGACUCAAUACGUGGGGUCAUACCAUGGAGCGGACACGUCGGAUUUCUAUAAGGAAAUCGAUUACAUCGGGAUGGAUGCGCUGAUCAACUUCGUCACGAAGCUCGAUCCCAAUGCAGAUCCGACGCUCCCAGCCAAUAUCAGCUAUCUUUCCGGGUUCGAAUGGCCGCAAUGGAACUCCUCGCCCUCGCGGCCCAUAUUAACCUUUUGGGACCCUGUGCCUUCGAUUAAUAUUACGUCGGACACAUACCGCUCCGACGAGGUUGGUCUCAUGAUGAACCUGUCGCUUCCGUCAUCAUAAUCAUCCCGAAACACUGCUCGUAUAUUGUUCGGCCUCGAGUAUGUAUGUUGGUCAUGCAGUCGCGACAUAAGUAAUAAUCGAUGCCAUGGAGUAUGUGGUCUCAAAUCCCAUUGGCUCGGAGACAAUCACGUAACAGCGCACGAGAGGCCUCACUUU
This is a messenger RNA of Postia placenta MAD-698-R-SB12, 1823 nucleotides long. RefSeq lists its product as hypothetical. The transcript is spliced from 15 exons. The coding region runs from base 33 to 1667 and encodes 544 amino acids. NCBI's taxonomy places the organism in Eukaryota, Fungi, Basidiomycota, Agaricomycetes, Polyporales, Adustoporiaceae. The record is from RefSeq and is a predicted model, not a curated record.